Messenger RNA from Triticum aestivum (bread wheat), 5009 nucleotides. Its product is annotated as receptor-like serine/threonine-protein kinase NCRK. Lineage: Eukaryota; Viridiplantae; Streptophyta; Magnoliopsida; Poales; Poaceae. The record is from RefSeq and is a predicted model, not a curated record. Bases 2847 to 4820 code for a protein of 657 amino acids. Gene Ontology annotation, biological process: protein phosphorylation. The transcript has 6 exons. Gene Ontology annotation, molecular function: protein kinase activity; ATP binding.
UCUCUCAUCUGUCGAUUGCAAUGCCUGCUGCCCUCAACUCUACUUUUCCGCUCCCGUCCUUCAUCCCCGACCCGCCCCGCCUCGCCUCGUCUGCAUCACAUUGCCUGCCUGCCUGCCUGUUUCCUCCAUGGAUUUGCUUCUCCCACCCAUGAAAAACCGCGUGGUGCCCACAGAUUCGAAUUCCUCCGAGUUUUUUCACGGGCAUGCUUCCGUUCCACCAAGAAUGCGACCCAGACUACUCCUCUCUCUCUAGCGGAAUGUCCAGUCCAGUCCAGUUCAGUUCAGGUUCAGGUUCAGGUUCAGGUUCACACUAGCGGCAUGCCAACAUGGGGCGUCUGCCUGCCUGUCUGACGGACGGACGGACGGGAAGAUGCCAUCUCAAGUGCACGAGCAGUGCCUACGCCGCCCAUCUGUAUCUGCCGCCUCCGCGUCCUCCUCCACGCCGCUGCUCUGCAAGAUCGCAGAAUGAUUCCUCUAGUCCACCUCCUGGAGCAGCGCCGCCCACAGCACACUUGUUUUCUCCCUUCGAGGGCGGUAGCAGCUUUUUCUUCUUCGUCCCGGUCUUCCUAGCCGCCUCGCCUGGGGAGCGGUAAUUUACUCCCUCCAACGUGCCCUGCCCACACAAUUCUUCUUCCCUUUUACCCGGCCACCAAGACACCAUAGUACUGUCUCUAGUACGUAAGGUGGACCGAGUGCGUGCUUUUGUACCGGGGAAGGAAUUCUCCGCCUCCCACGCAAUCCGGCCCUGCCAUCCAUUCACAUGGACACACAACAUGGGACACCUUUACACUACCUCCGGAUGCUGUCUUACUGCUGCAGCAGCAUUAUUCGCAUUAGUAACUUAGUAUUACCUCCUGUCAGUGAGGCCACUCGUUUAAUACUGUCCUACUAUGACUAUGCUCACUCUAGGCCACCCUCCUCACUCUACCCAUCACCAUUAGUUUACUUUAAUGGCAGUGGUUGCAGAAAGAGGGAAAAACAAACCAAAGCCACAUGCGUCGCAACCAAUGCGUCUAAUUCCGUCCUCACGUUUACAACCACGGGUCUCAAAAUCCAGUGCCGAGGAAUGCCGUAGGGGCGUGCCGUACGGUGGCCGCCACCGGGAUUAUUAUGCCCUUCCUUCCGUGGUUCUUCUCGAGAUUGUGUUUGCUCCUGACCUGGGACCAAACCCAAUGAUGAACGACGUUUACAUGUAUACCAGCAUCUAUCCGUCAGUAUCAGUGUCAGGCCCCCCUUUCUUUCCUUUUCAUCAUUCCUCAUCAUCCUGGCUGGCCUACCGAUCGAGCUUCGCCGUCACGGAGGCGAUCGAUCAAUCAAUCAAAUGGUUUUCCAUUUUGUUUUUUCGUUCACGAGCGUCGGUGCAAAGGGAGUGAGAUUAGCAGCUGCUCAUGUGGGAUCCCAACAACAGGCCCCAGGUGUUGAUUGAUAUAUAUAUAUAUAUAUAUAUAUAUAUAGCAAGGUCUGUCAGGUUCAUCUUCUUCCCCUUUUGUUUGAGAAGAAAAAGAAAUUAUAUAAACUACUCCAAACUCACGCUUAGAAUAGCGUUACCCUAUAUAUAUAAUGCAUGUAGAAUCUAGAUACAAUGCCGUCGAUGUGUGCCUCGCAACCAACCAGUUUAGAAUCGCCAAAAGGAAAUUCAGAAAUGCAAAAGGGGAAGCUGCUGCCUGCCCACCACCACCUACAUGGAUGGUUGGAAUAGUUUAAGCAGUGGUGGUUGCAGAUGGCACGUCCAUGAGCAUGCGGCUGGAGGUGAGAUGUAGCCAUCAGAGCAAGCAAUGCGCUGAAAUGAAAGAAUGAAUGAAAGAAAGUUUGGUCAUCUCCUCAGGAAGCCUCUGCGCCGUCCUUUGCCGACAGAAUCCAGUGGCUAAAGCAGCGUUUGAUUAAAAAAGAGAGCGGGAGAUGAGGUGUCGUAGAAUGAUGAUGAUGAUCUUAGUGCUGCUCGUUAUUAAUCUGAGGCUUGCGGUGCUAAGCUACUGAUGGUACCAUCUUUGCAAAACCUGUCCUGUUGUGGUUGUGGCCAAUUUUCCUGCAAAUGAAGGUUCUGAUUUUUUCCUUUUUACGGCGAAUGCUUAAGAACGUCGUGUUUUAGCAGUAAAGAUCAGUUGCAACCUGGCCAUACUCUUUCUGCAUCAAUUCAAAAUUUGGUGUCAUCUUCUUGCACAUAGCGGGUUUUAGAAGCCUUGCCAAGCCUGAGAUCUCUGACCACCGCCAAGCCAAGCAUCCGUAACAUCUGUGGUUCUCAUGUCAGUUGUUGUCCUCUCAACUUUCAGUCCACAGUCUCCAUCCAACAUCACACCCAAUUAGCACAUGCAAUCCAGUCUCUUUGUAGUUGGAAGCAGAUGGCUGCUGUUCUAGCUGCCUUAGCCAUAGACCUAUUUACCUAUUUUCCCCUACUGUGUAGUGCUGUGGGUUGAGAUGUCCCCUGUCUCGCAGGGGAGGUGCUGGUCCUGAAUUGAGUUUACUACUACAAUGAUGGAUGUGCAGUGCAUUUACAAGACUUUUCUUGUCGUUGAAGUUGAUAGCUUUCUGUCCUUUCAUUGCGCGGAUUCUCUUGCCUUCAUAUAAGCUGACCCCUUUGUUAAUCAAAACUUAGAACUCCUCCUCUCUUUAGUAAGUAGUACUCUCGGACCAGGAUACUUGUCUGAAGCAAUUCAUAAGUUAGGCCAGCUUAUUGUGCUUUCAGUUGAUUUUUGGCUGUGAGCUCUCGGAGAGAUCAUGGCGGUGCCGUAUGUUCGGCAAGCUUCAUAGAUCUGUUUAGCACCAAGAUAGAUAGCUAGAUUGAACUGGAUGGGGUCUGUUUGAUAUUCCUCCCCAGUCCCCACUCCCUGCCUGCAAACUAGCCGACGAUGGAUCUCCACAUGAAGCUUCUGCUGGCCUCCCUCAGCUGUGUACUUCUAAUACAAGGAGCAUUCUGUGAUAACACUGCAGGGGGGACUGGAGCCACAAGCUGGACAUGUGUGUGCGCUGCUCAUCCGCUUGGUGAAUCUAACUCCAAUAGCAGCCUGUCAUCCAGCUGCGACUCCUCGUGCCAUUGCCUACGAGAUGAAAACGGCGGCACAGGGUCAUGGAACUGCUCGUGCCGCUCCGACAAGGACCUUCAGGAAGAAGAACAUGCUGUGGUGCACAGCGGGAGCUGCUUCACUUCCUGUAACUGCACAUCUGGAAGUUCUGAACAAGGGAGGAAGCAUUUCUCUAGUAAAACAGUCAUCGCAACACUCCUGGUAUGUGUGGUUCUCACCACUGUUGCUUUCGUCGGCACAACGGCGUACUACUUUCGACGCAAGGACGCGCUCUCCCCGCGUUCUCGGAUGCACUCUUUCGACAAGUAUGCCAGCUGGAGCAGUAGAUCGAACCUCGUCAGCCACCGGUCUUCUCCCCUUACCCAACUGAAACCCAAACCGGGGCUCAGUGUCAUCAAAGGCAAGGCAAAACAUUUCUGUGUUAUUUGUCUGAAUUGCUUCAGAGUUCUAUUCAGGAGGUCAGUCUUGGUUCUUGUUUCAGCUAUGAUUUUUCUCUGUCACGGCACAGGGUUUUUGUGUAGCUGCCCGCUUGUCUCCCGGAGCGAAGACGGCCCAUUCCCCGGCGUGGUUCUCCGGUUCUCCUACGCGGAGUUGGAGCAGGCAACCGGGAAAUUCUCCGACGAACAGCUCAUUGGCGUCGGCGGGACAAGCAAAGUGUACCGUGGACAGCUCGCCGACGGCAAAGUCGUCGCCGUGAAGAAGCUUCGGCCCCUCGGAGGCGCAGACGAAGACUAUGAGUUCCUGUCAGAGAUCGAGCUGCUGUCGCGGCUGAACCACUGCCACGUGGUGCCGCUGCUGGGGUACUGCUCGGAGCGGCAGGGGCGGCAGCUGGAGCGGCUGCUGGUGUUCGAGUGCAUGACCAACGGCAACCUGCGGGAGUGCCUGGACGACCUCAACAGGAAGCCCAUGGACUGGGCGACGCGCGUCGGCGUGGCGCUGGGCGCGGCGAGGGGCCUCGAGUACCUCCACGAGGCGGCGGCGCCUCGCAUCCUCCACCGGGACAUCAAGUCAACCAACAUCCUGCUCGACGACAGGUUCAGGGCCCGUAUCACGGACCUGGGCAUGGCCAAGUGCCUCAUGAACGACGGCGUGACGAGCUGCUCCAGCUCGCCGGCGCGCAUGCUGGGCACCUUCGGGUACUUCGCCCCGGAGUACGCCAUCGUCGGCAAGGCGUCGCUCAAGUCGGACGUGUUCAGCUUCGGCGUGGUGGUGCUGGAGCUCAUCACCGGCCGGCAGCCCGUGCACAAGAGGGGCGGCGCCGGCGCCACUGGCGGCGCGGACGAGAGCCUGGUGAUGUGGGCGACGUCGCGGCUCCGGGACAGCAGGCUGGUGGUGGCGGAGCUGCCGGACCCGGCGCUGAAGGGCGCGUUCCCGCCCGAGGAGAUGCAGAUCAUGGCGCACCUCGCCAGGGAGUGCCUGCAGUGGGACCCCGAGGCCAGACCCACCAUGACCGAGGUCGUCCAGAUCCUCUCCACCAUCGCGCCCCUCGCCGACAAGCGCCGCCGGCACCACCUGCCCGCCGCCGCCGGUGCCUUCGCCCCGGGCUUCCGUGCCGAGAGGCCGCAGGAAUGCUCGAUGUGGCAGGACGGUGAUGCCGACCGUCGCCGCGAUCACAUGCACGGAGGGAACGGCAGCAACGCCAAGGGCGCCGUCGUGUCCGGAGAGGUCGCGAUCAACGUCGGCACGCCGGUGACGAUGGGCCGGAGCUGGCGGUCGGCAGAGCAGGAGGAGGUGGACCUGACGGAGCCGCGGCUGGAGACGUUCACGCAGCCCACGACGGCGACGAGCCUCUACAGGUGAAGGGAGAUCGAUCGAAUACGUUGUAGAAGAGAUAGAUAUAGAAUAGUCAAGUAGCACCAGAAACUCUGCUGCGAUCCUCCGCGUGCAUGGCAUGGCGGGACUGAUCUAUCUUUGUACAGGCAAAAACGUAAUCAAAUCAAUUUGAGAAGAAAAAUGGGAAUGAGACCCAUCACGCCCAAAUUUAUCAAA